GUGCGGCGACGUUGUUUUGGUGCGCGAGUUGGAAAAAGAAGCAAACACGAGACCCAACCGACAGCGGGUCCAACCGUUCUACCGGCCCCACAGUGUUGCUGCCAGCCGUUCGUUACCCAUGCUAACUCGCGCCAGGAGGGAGCAAGUGAGAAAAAGCGAGAGCGAGAAAGAGCUUGAGUUGACCAAAAAAAGAUCAAGUGAAAUGUCGUUGCUAGGAGCAAUGCGAAUUGAGUGUAUUAAAAAUACGAGUAAAGUGCAAUUGUCGGUGCUCCGUGUCCCAAACCACUAACAAAUACUUUACGAGUGAGUAAUCAGUGUGAAAUUGACAUUUCUGUUUUUUUUUUGUGGUACGAGAAUACAGUUUUUGGUCGUCAAAAAUGCUGCACAUGAUCGUGCAUUGUGCAAGGGAAGAUUGUGAAUUGUAGCUAGUGCCCAGAUUCCUGUGUAAGCUAGUGAGUUUGUGUGCGUGUGUCUUCCAAAAGUAUACAGUGUGUUGCACAAGUCAGAAUCGUGCAUGUAGGUCGGCGGGAGUGUGUGUCUGUGUGUUACUGAUAAGUGAUUUUAUGCAGCUGCAGCACUUAUCAACAUCGGUGCUUGCUUCUGGUGACAAAAUAAUAAGCUGAAAACUUCCGUACGGGCGACGCUUACAAGAAACCAGAACCUGCAAAACUGGGAAAGAGAAUUGCGACAUUGUGACAGCUUCAACCAGCGAAGAACCAAUCUUCUACUGGCGGGGGCACAUCCAAGCAAUGGAAACGGACUUGGCGUAUGAGGUAUUGGCGGACUAUUCGCUGCAAGAGACUCCUUUCUACGAGGCCCCGACACCGACGGCAAGUGUCAACCUGUAUCCUCCGCCUAACGAUACACAGUCGCAGACCACCGAGCAGCAACAGCAGCAACAGCAGUCCCGGAAUAUCAACAAUAUUGGGCGCCGCUACGAUUCGGCGUAUGAUCUUUCGCUGGCUACCUCUAUGUUAAGCGGCAAGAUGCAACUGAUGAAUACCAGUAGUUCCGCAGGGUCGGGAACGAACGUGGGACCAACAGCUCUUCAUGGUGGAAUGCAUCUCACCGGUAGUCAUCAAACAAUUCAGCAGAAUCAACAUCAGGCCGGUAUAGCACUGGUUCCGAUCGGUGUGUCUAACCUCAGCACCGGAUCGUCGCUAGCCUCAUCGAUCAGCAGUGGAAGCAGCGGCGGUGGAAGCAUGAUCCGACCGAAGAAAAUGAAGAAAUCCGUCAGUUUCCUACCGACAUACGUGCAGGGUUACGACGGUGAUUCGGGUCCAAUACAACUCAAACAGGAACCGUUGGAUGAUGGACCGAUCCGAAAUAUACAGAAGGUGCCGAGCCUGUCCGAUCUGUCCGACCCCGAAGCAUCGCUUGAUGUACCGACACAGAUGCCACCCUUGACGCCUGGAACGAACAAGAAACUAACUGAAGUCCUGUACGCAUCGUUCGCUUCCUGGGAGAAGGAAGUGCAGACAUUCAAAAUUACCAAAGAUCCUCGGCAAUGGACAGCGGAACAUGUGCUAAUUUGGUUGAAUUGGUCGAUCAAAGAAUUCUCCCUGGAAGGUGUCAACAAGGAACCGUUCCAAAAGAUGAGUGGCCGCGACAUUGUUGGUCUAGGUCGUGAGGGAUUUCUUGCGAUCGCGCCACCAUUCACCGGCGAUAUUCUGUGGGAACAUUUGGAGAUUCUGCAAAAAGAUUGCGAAAAGGCGCUACUAGAUCACGGGUCCUCGGUCGGCGGCAGCGGCAGUGUGUACGACGCGUCCUGCGGGCAGACGGCGGCCGGUGGCGGCGGUGUUGGCGUUAACGAACUCAAUGACUACAACAGUACCCUCCAGCGGUUAAGUGGCCAGCAGCAGCAAGAAUUCGGGAGAGGCAAUGGUUCGAGCAGCAACAGUAACAACAGCAGCAACACACCCGCAUCUACCUCCAGCACCACUCCCGGCACGACAACCCCCAACAGCAGCAGUACCACCAACACCAACAGCGGCGGCAACGGAGCCUACGGAUCGGUACAUGAUCGCAGUACAAGUGACCGUUCACCACCACCGCCUCUAAUACCGUCGAGUGGAGGCAACGUACCGAACGGUAGCACGAACGGCAGCAGUAGUACAUCCUCCAUGACAUCUUACCUGUCAUCGCUUGGGUCAAGGGGCCCGCUCAGUGGUGGCAACGGACCAGGGACUGCGAGUUCCUUGUACCACCAGCAGUCCGGUGGUGCAAUGAAGGAAGAGCAAGAGCCAAACAGUUUCAUCAACAUUGAUGAUCUCCCGAACUAUGGCGUGGUACCGGCACACUACGACGAGCAGGAUCAAUACCAUUCGCUGCCGGCACCGGAAACCCAAACGUCGUCGCACGGCUACCUCGAAAACAGUCCCGAGUUUUACUCAGCCAUCCAGAUGGAGCAGAAGUACAUGCCACCGCACUACAAAUCGGGUCCCUACACCAGCCGAGGGGGGCGCUACCAUCAGCCGCACCACCACAGCAGCAGCUCCGGUGGUACAGGUGGUGGCGGUGGUGGUGGUGGCGGAGGGGGAGGAGGCGGUGGGUCUGGCAACCAACAUGCACAGCAGCAACAACACCACCAACAACAUGCCCAACAGCAGCAGCAACAGCAACAGCAGCAGCAGCAGCAGCAACAACAACAACACAAUCAUCACCACCCCCACCAUCACCCGCAUCACCAUGCGCACCACCAUCCUGCCAGCCAUCACCAGGCCGCUCACCACACGGACAGUAGUGGCUAUCCUGAGUACGGCUCACCGUACGACACCCCACCGUUCCAGACCGUACCCAGUAAUACGACCUCGCCCCAGAGUUCGGCCGCGUCCGGCAACGGGGCUCCCGGGGGUCCAACGGGCGGUGGCAACGGCAGUGGCAACAACAACAACAACAACAACGGAGACUUGCUCGGCGGGCACGUGGUCGAUCCGUGGAGCUUACACCAUCCCGGGCAGCAUCCGCACGCGGGUGCACCACAUCCCCUGCUAGACUUUCAGCAUCCGGCCUACAUGGGCACAACGAUGGGCUUCGACAAGACGAUGCUCGGCUCGUACGGAGCGCAGGGCGGUGCACCGUGCUUUACCGGCAGCGGCCCAAUCCAGCUGUGGCAGUUUCUGCUCGAGCUGCUCACGGACAAAACCUGCCAGAGCUUCAUCUCGUGGACCGGCGACGAGUGGGAAUUUAAACUGACCGACCCGGAUGAGGUCGCUCGACGAUGGGGUGUCCGAAAGAACAAACCAAAAAUGAACUACGAAAAGCUGAGCCGUGGCCUCCGGUACUAUUACGAUAAGAACAUCAUACACAAAACGGCCGGCAAGCGAUACGUGUAUCGAUUCGUAUGUGAUCUUCAAACACUGCUGGGCUACUCAGCGAAACAGGUGCACGAAAUGGUUGAUCUCAAGCCCGACAAAAAGGACGAUGAAUAGACUGGCGAAACAAUGGAUGGCGUCGGCCGGACUCGCAAUCGGCCAACACCUUGGUGUGAGAGGAGGAGUCAUGUGAAUUGGCGAAGGAUCAUACUCAUCCCUCACCUCAUUACUAUAGUUCGGGCAUGCGGCAUGCUCGUUUACUCGAUCUCCCUCGAUUCUGGGGCCACCGUCGGAGGAAAAUUCGGGAUAGUGACCACAGUGGCCAAGAGAACAUGUACUAAAUUUACUAAAGCCGCUGCCCUGGCUCUAUGCAGACGAAGGGCCGUUUGGAAAAGGCGCGGCGAACGAUCGACGGAAAUGAUUUCCCACCAGACUACAAGGUACACACGCAAACACUCUGUACACAUGCUCUAGUCUCGUACAUAACUGCGCAUACUAAGCUAGAGACUAAAUUACCGCACCGGUCCUAGUGGAUCGGAUAUUCCGAGUUCCUUCCGAACACAGAGCCCACAACCGACGUGCUUCUUUUCCCUCCCCAGACUCCCCCCGUGUAUAUGUGGAACAACAGAGUAUUAAAACUGUUUUUUUUUUGUUUUCUUUUUAACCAUUGAACAAAAUGAACGAUUGUGUAGGGAAAGGCUUUUGGUCUGAACGAACCACAGGACCCGCGAAUCAAUCGGUAUCGGUUAGGCUAGCAGGGAUAAGUUACAAACACAACAAACAAAAAGCUUCCAAAUCCUAAGAUUACCCGUGGUGUUCGAUGGUGAGCUGAGUGCAAAGUAAUUAAGCAAAAGCGAAAUAGAGAGAUAGAAGCAGAAAGAGAGAGAGAGAGAGAGAGAGAGAGAGAGAGAGAGAGAGAGAGCGAUAAUUAGGUAAGGCUAGAGAACGAACGAAAACAAGCACAUACUAGGGGUUAGCAGAAGCAGCAGCAGCAGCAGCAGCAGCAACAGCAGGUACGGUGAAGUAUAAGACAACUUACAAACAUCUACUUAAAUGUACUACUACGGAGCACAAGCGAUUAGAGAUAAAGUCGAGAACGAGUGUAAGAUCGAUCCGAUCGUGCAAUUGAAUGAAAAGGGGGAGUGUUUAUGCUCAUUCGUACAAUGACAGCAUGACCUGUACAGAAUCAUCAAAUGCUGCUUUCCAAAAGAGGCAUUAGAUUGGACGCCAAUCGGGCAUGCACGGUAGGGCGCAACUGACAGGAUCUUUAUCGGAUGCGAUUUAGUGAAUCGCGAUCGCGAGAAAGUUUUGUGAUAAGUUCGUGUAAGCGUGUAAGAAUAUUUUUAUUUACGUGUAGAUUUGUUUUUCCGUUUCCUUUUUUCCCACUUUUUGGUAGUGUUUUUUGUUUUUUCCUUUUUUGUCCCCUACGAACAGCACGGAAGUGCAGUCCGGUCCCGAACGUUCAUCCCAAAUCAUCAAAUGUGCUUGCAUGCGGACCGUUCCAAUGGAAUGGAAAGCAGGCAGGCAUUACGUUACGUUUAAGCGUUUAGUGUUUUUUUUUAAAUUGUUUCCCACUUUUCUUUCCCCACGCUGUCCUUUAGUUUGCUUUAUUUAACAUCCCUUCGUUAAAUUGUAGUGGAAAAAUUAUUUAUGGCACGACGCCAACAGCAACACGGUGCAGACAAACAAACCCGUAGCUGGAUAUAGGGCUAUGCUGAAGUGUAAGAUUCGUGCAAAUCCCCUCUUUUUCUAUAAUCUUCCUUCUAGUAUUCCUACUGUAAUUCGUAGCACACAUUACACCCAUCGCUUGUGCUGCUAUCAUCCGCCGCACCAGGAUGAUACGAUCCAUUUGUUAAUUGUACAAUGAUAAGUGUGAGUGCCUCCGUUUUCCUUAUUCAAUAGAUUUCGGCAGUUUAGAAGGUACGGCAGAGUUUUAUGUUUCUUCCGGUUUGUUAUAAAUCCUUCCUUAAUCCUUAUCGCCUUAAAAGCUCUUUCGCAAGAACGUCAGCAAUGAAACUAGCGGCGAUGAAAAUCAAAGCCACACGACGACACUGAACACUGAUACACUCUACAACACAGUGCUGUAGUUUGAUGUUUGGUGUAAGAGGUCUCCUUAAUUGUGCAAACAGUGGGUAAACCCUAAGCAAACUAUUGCCAAUCAAUCAGUAGCAGCAGCAGACUAGGUGAAACCGAUUGGAGCCAACUUUUUCAAACCCUAUUGUUUAACGUGCGUGUGUGUGUGUGCAGUGUGUGGUGUGUCGUGUGCAGUUAAUCUAAUUACAUGUGCUUCGUAACAUAUAAAACUCCCCUCCUAACGUCCGUUAGGGCAGGAUGGUAUAGAUUAAGAUAGUAAAACGUAUAACGCAAAUGAGGAUUAUUAUUAAUUGAUGUAAAAAAAAAACUCAAACACACACACACACAGACGGACACACAACCACACGCUAGUAAAGUAAAACUGUGCAGAGAAAAGCAAAACAAAAAGCAAACCCUUAUUUCGUAGUAAGGAGAAGUAAGUAAUUAUUAAAAAUAAUAAAGAGAAUCAAGCAAAAAAAUAUUCAAACCCAA
Molecule: messenger RNA, 5879 nt
Organism: Anopheles stephensi (Asian malaria mosquito)
Lineage: Eukaryota; Metazoa; Arthropoda; Insecta; Diptera; Culicidae
Gene: pnt
Product: ETS-like protein pointed
Exons: 11
Coding region: 750-3431 (893 amino acids)
Biological process (GO): regulation of transcription by RNA polymerase II; cell differentiation
Cellular component (GO): nucleus
Molecular function (GO): sequence-specific DNA binding; DNA-binding transcription factor activity, RNA polymerase II-specific
Source: RefSeq, a predicted model, not a curated record